Messenger RNA from Spodoptera litura, 707 nucleotides. It is a transcript of the gene cnir, whose product is annotated as cornichon-like protein. Gene Ontology annotation, biological process: vesicle-mediated transport. The record is from RefSeq and is a predicted model, not a curated record. Lineage: Eukaryota; Metazoa; Arthropoda; Insecta; Lepidoptera; Noctuidae.
AAAUGACAGAAUUGACAGAGGUUAGUUUGACAUUGACACUUGACAGUCAUAUCGAAAUCAAAGGCCAAUGGCGUCAUGGCGUUAAAUUUUUGAUUUGGAAGCAAUCGAAAAAUAAAGUAGAUUUGCUGAUAUUAAUAAGUGGAUUUUUAAUUAUUAACGACAUUCACCAGUUUGCUUAACGCAUCGAAGUGACGUGGUAAAAUAUUUAUAGUUAUGAUAUUAGCUGAAACUCUUCUGUUUUCAUUGACACUGAUCGACAGCGGUGGAAUAUUAUUUCUUCUAGUUUACUACAUAAUUACGCUAUCUGACCUGGAAUGUGAUUACUUGAAUGCUCAAGAAUGCUGUGAAAAGCUUAACUAUUGGAUGCUACCAAAGUACAUAGCGCACAGUUUUAUAACGGUCUUAUUAUUAUUACAUGGUCAGUUGAUCUUAUUCGUUUUGAACUUACCUUUGUUUAUUUGGCUAACGUUCGAAUACUUUACCGUUCCUCGGGGGAAUUUAGGUGCAUACGAUCCUGCAGAGAUCCUGAAUCGAGGACAGCUCAGAAAGCAUUUGAAGGAUGUAAUGAUUAAUGUUGGUUUUUAUUUAAUAUCAUUUUUCAUUUAUCUAUAUUGCUUUAUAUUAGCGUUGCUCAAAGGCGAUCCCCUCCAGAGGUCAGCAGACGAUCAAAUUGUAACCGAAAUAUAAGAUAACAGAAUAAAGAAGCU